Messenger RNA from Entamoeba dispar SAW760, 378 nucleotides. RefSeq names its product protein disulfide isomerase, putative. Gene Ontology annotation, biological process: protein folding. Lineage: Eukaryota; Evosea; Mastigamoebida; Endamoebidae. The transcript has a single exon. The record is from RefSeq and is a predicted model, not a curated record. Gene Ontology annotation, cellular component: endoplasmic reticulum. The coding region runs from base 1 to 378 and encodes 125 amino acids. Gene Ontology annotation, molecular function: protein disulfide isomerase activity.
AUGAAAGCAGUUAUUAUCUUUUUUGUGGUUGCUCUUGUUUAUGCUAAUAAACAGGGGUUAGUUCAGUUAAAUAAAAGUAAUCAUGAACUCGUAUUAAAGCAAAAUAAGAACGUUAUUGUUAAAUUCUUUUCACCAUAUUGUCCACAUUGCGUACGUUUUAGUCCAAUCUAUUCUGAAUUUGCAGUAAAAAUGCAAAGUGAAGAAAAUUUAGUUGUUGCUGAAUUAAAUUGUGUUGACUUUAGGGACUUAUGUGGGUUCUAUAAAAUUAGAGGAUAUCCAACUGUGAAUUUUUAUCAUAACGGUGAAUUUGCUGAGAGAUUUGGACAACAAAGAACUGUUGAUAAUUUAGUUGAAUUUUCUAAGAGGAAUAUGAAAUAA